Molecule: messenger RNA, 138 nt
Organism: Grammomys surdaster
Lineage: Eukaryota; Metazoa; Chordata; Mammalia; Rodentia; Muridae
Product: keratin-associated protein 20-2-like
Exons: 1
Coding region: 1-138 (45 amino acids)
Source: RefSeq, a predicted model, not a curated record
AUGUGUUACUAUGGUGGAUACUAUGGAGGCCUGGGCUUUGGCUAUGGAGGCCUAGGUUGUGGCUAUGGUGGUGGCUAUGGUUAUGGCUGCUGCCGCCCACUGUGUUGUAGAAGAUAUUGGUCUUAUGGCUUCUGCUGA